UAAGAGGAUUUUUAGAAAAGGUAAUAUGGUACCCAAAAAAGUUAACUUCUUGGCUGAGAGUGUUUGUUUUCUCAAUUCUUCAAUAUUUCAAGGAUGUAAACACUGGCCGUAUGAUAUAUAAUACAAUGUCCAGUCCUUAUAGAGUAUUACCACAGGAUAUUAGUAUCUAUAUGUACCAUCACUUUCAUGUCGUGUACAGGUUCACACAUGUCGAUUUAUAGUUGGUGUAGUAAAAAUAUCGACGAGAUUUGCCUUGACUGGCAUUUUGAUAUGUUAACGCUUCUAUCUAUAAAAUAUCAGAACCUCGCCUAAAUUAAUAUCGUUACUCUCAGGACAGUCCCAAAUCCCUCACCACCAGGGACGGUGAUGAUGGAUUAUUUUAUCUGGUCUGGUAUGUUUUGUAUGGAAGUAUAAAGUUGACUUUGUAUCUGUGGAAUAUUAACCUUUUCCAGAUAGACCAUGAUAACCCUCUCUAAGAAACUGAAACAACCCCCAGACUCCCCCAAAAACAAGAAAAUCCAAGACGAUAUCACAAAGAGAAUAUCUAUACGUGAUAAACUUUUAAUAAAAGAGGUUCAAGAGAUGGAGGAAAACUUACCCAAAACGUGCUCCGUAAACUUUGACGAUCCCAACAAACUGCAUAUAUUUACACUGACUAUUGUGCCAGAUGAAGGUUUCUGGAAGAGUGGGAAAUUUAAAUUCACGCUUGAUAUACCAGAAGAGUAUAACAUUGUACCCCCUCAAGUAUUGUGUAACACAAGGAUAUGGCACCCAAACAUCAACGAAGACGGAGAAGUUUGUCUAAGUUUGCUACGUCAAAAUUCAUAUGAUAGCCUGGGAUGGGCACCAACCAGACGGCUAAAGGACGUAGUCUGGGGGUUAAAUUCAUUAUUUUCAGAUUUAUUGAAUUUUGAUGAUCCUUUAAAUGUUGAUGCUGCAGACCAUUAUUCUAGGAACAAGGAGUCCUUUAAAGCCAAAGUGAGAGACUAUAUACAGAUGUAUGCCACCAGGUGAUAGAGGUCGACAGCUUAUUGACCUCCUCUUAGUGCCACCAGUGUGACUUCAGUGUAGGGUUCACAGCGUUACAGAGGAACACCGCAGCGCAGGCUUUUUCUGGCAAUGUUUCCUCGUAUAGGAAAGUACAAGAUUUUCCUCAAUCCAUGAAGAUGAUUGCCAUUAAAAAGAAUUAGAGUAUUCUGUUCCUCUCCUUGAUCAGCUGUUACCUACACACCGAAAUUAACAUGUCUAAUAUAUGCUUGUAUUCUUAAACUGAUAUAGUCUUUUAUGUAUGCAGACAGUAUUACCAUUGAAAUGCUUUUAAAAAACAUUUCUGGUGUAAAUGUCUGAUUGACUGUGGCAUUGAAACGAUCACUUUGACAGACGUUGGAUUUCACAUGCAGGGUUUUAAGAUUCCCAUUUUGGAAAUGACAUGAUUAUUUUGCCCAGGUGGGAAAUGACGUAGAAUUGUUAUCAAAUAUUUAAUCUAUUAUAUGAAGAAGAUGGCAUAUUUUGUUAUUACUAAAUCAUAUUCAGAACACUUUUGCAAAUGUAAUUUAGGUAAAACGUUUAAGGAAUUAACAAGAUUUUUUUUCUUUGUUUUGUUGCUGACGUUUAUGAAAUUCCACUAUGCAUUUGUAUUGACUGCCAGGAUUUGUUCUGUACAAUGCAUGUGUAUUGACUGUCAGCAUUUGUUCUGUACAACGUACAGAUACUGUGUCCUAAACUAUAGAAGAGCUGCUGUUGUUGAUACAAUGUACAUUAAUUUUGCAAAAAAGUUAGAAAUUUUAAUAUGCAACAUUUUCAUUUUAUGGGUAUUUUUAAGGGUUUUGACACCAGUGAUUUCUCAUUAAUUACAUAGAAUCAGAUUUCUGCUGUCUAUUCCUAUUCAUAAUAGUAUGUACAGUGUACAAGUUAAUUGUGACAUUCUAGAAAGAUAGAUUUACUCAGUUUAGAAGAGUAUGAAUUUUUUUAAUUUUUUUUCUCAAGAUACAUGACUAUGGUACUUAUCAUUUCCUGGGGUUUUUUAAAGACAAUUUUACACUAUUACAAUCAGAAAAUGCACCCCUCUGAAAAUACUUUUCAAUGAAAAAGAUUUUUAGAUUUCAUUAAUUCUGUGUAAUUUGAUUAUUUAUUUAUGACCUACGGUGACUAAAAUAGCAGAGAGAGAGAGAGACGUACCUUGCUUGUUGAAUAAAGAGACAGUACUAUUAGAAGUUAAUAGUAUUUUAAAUGAUUGUGUAGAAAAUCACUUGGGAUAUGCUGCAGCCUCGUAUGAUACAAAGUCGGGUGUUGUUAAACAUGGUACUACUCAUGUUACAGAUUGUGAUGAGCAGUUUCAUUGUCAUAAAAUUCCACUCUGCAGUGUCUGUUAAGGACUAUAUAAAAAAUUGAUCCGCAUUAUAAUUCUCGUCGUCAUUUUGUAUAUCCCUCUCUACCAUGGAAAUGUUGAUCACAGGUAUUUCAAAAACCAAACAUGGAAAUAAAUUGGCCCACAUGGUUUCCAUGACUAAAAUGAAUUGUUCCUGAAACUGUGAUAAAGAUUUGUAUAGGUUGAUUUUCUAGUGUUAAUAUAAUUAAGAAAUAUAGAAGUCAUGUGACCAAAAUUUUGUUUGGCAUAUUUUAAAAUACCCCCACCCCACGCCCUCUCCACGUGCCCAAGUGUAAGUGUGACGUUUUCAUCUAACAUCAAUUUUUUUAUGUAGUCUUCAAGGUAUUUUGAAUUUUAUUUUAUAUUUCCCCCUGUUUUACAUUGAAUGUGUAUCUUGAGAACUUUCAUUUUCUGUUAUGGGGAUUGUUAUGUGAUUAAAUGCAUGCACUUUUAGGAAUCUAUAUUCAGGGUGAAGUCAUUAGUACUCUGAAUUAUGUUUAAUGCAUUUCAAGGUACUGUAGAUCACCUUUAUUUCGUGAGACCUAAUUUUCGCGUGUUUACUAUAGUCAAUAGUGCAUUUAUUCACACGAAAUAACUUUCACAAAUCGUUAUUGCUUAAAUCUUCUAUGCCAUUGUGUACGAGUUUAUCCAUGAGAAAUCAAAUUUACCGAAUUGCAAGUCUCGCAAAAUUACGAGUAAAUGAUGUUCUUGCGAAUAAGAUGUGAUUUACAGUAAUUUGAUGGUUUUGAAAUAUUGAGAAUAAGACAUACAAAACUGAUUAGAGGGAGACCAAUAUCCGUAAAGAAAUAAGGUUAUCAAAUCCACAGAAAAAGGCAGUAUGACAAUGCAAUAUCUGGUUUCUAUUUAUAUUGCAGACUAUUGUUGUGAUGUUUGCAAACCGCUGUUACCAGGGAUUAUCAUAGGCUAAAAUAUUAUUAUCUUAUCUAAUGCUGUGUGGUUCAUGGUCAUCUAUCUAAUGCUGUGUGGUUCUUGGUCAUUUAUGAUUUUUUGUACUAAAUCACUUUUAAAGCAGAUUAAUUAGUUUUAAAGUUAUUAAGUUUCCCUUAAUUACAUGCUUGAAAACAUUUGCAUGUUAAAGAAAUCAGUGAGAAGAUUAUUUAAAAAGUAAAUAUAUUGGGUAUGCGUAAAUUACAUUUGCCGCUUGUAAAAUCUGUUUAACAUCUAUAAAUAGCCCCAAACGCAUCAAGGUAAUCCCAUCAUGAUACAGUAUAUAAUUUGGACAGAACUGUCUAAAUUUAGGUCUGAAAGAGCAUAAAACAACAAAUUACUAGGAGCGUAUUAGAUUUUUUUUAUUAUUUUUUUAAAAUACACAGAUAAGACCACUGUUGGUCUCUUUUCUCUGAACUGGACACAUGAUUCGUGCAUUAGAAAUGGCCGAGUGACAGUUGUUUGUAAACACGGAUUUAAAAAUCAGAUAAUUCUGGUUAACACAUGUGAAGUAAUGUAUGACAUGUCUUACAGCCUCUAACAUGAAUGUAUAUGUGCAAUGAUUUAACAGCGUUUUUACAAGAUGGGAAAAAUUGUCGAAAUUUGGACCAUACAACUUUAAUUUAUCCCAGAUGAUAGACUGAGUCGUGCUAUCUGCAUAAAGUUGAAUUAUUCGUUUGUUUUAUGUGAUAUUGAUUGGAUGUUUACAAUACUUCUGAAGUGUUUGGCUAAAUUAAUGGUUUCAUUUAUACAGAAAAAUAUCUUUGGUCUGCUGUCUAAUGAAAAAUAUCGUCUUGCUCUUAAUCUUAAUACUGGAACAUUAAAGAAUCAUUUUUAAACAAUCAGACAAACCAAAUACGCACAGACAAACAAACCAAAUACACAGACAGACAGACAAACAAACAAACCAAAUACACAGACAGACAGACAAACCAAACACAGACACAGAUGUAUUUUGUUUGGCUAUGCCUAUUUGCCAAUCAUAAUGUACACCUGUGAUACCAGGCAGUUUAUAGCCAGUCACAAGAUUGUCACAAACCUGUUCCACAACGAUGAAAAUGAAGCUGGUUUCAUUAUGCGUAUAAAAAUCUUGUAUUCACCACCCAAACCUCCCCAAAUCUUUGUAUUGUAAGUAAAAACAUCAUACUAAUCACAUGGACGAGGUUAUUAACAGAAACUGAUAUUUUGUGCUUUGUGUCUUAUUUUUAACUGAAGUCUGUCGGGAGUAAGUUUUAUUUUAUUUUUGCUGCCAUUAUUGAUUGUGUAGACUUGCUGUUAUGCAGUUUAUUGAAGUGGGGGGUAUACAGAGUUGCUGUGAUUUUCAAGGUUAUAUAAUGCAUAACAAUAAAUGUUGAAAUAAUUCAGGCAAAGCCUAAA
Molecule: messenger RNA, 4693 nt
Organism: Ostrea edulis (European flat oyster)
Lineage: Eukaryota; Metazoa; Mollusca; Bivalvia; Ostreida; Ostreidae
Product: NEDD8-conjugating enzyme UBE2F-like
Exons: 6
Coding region: 460-1014 (184 amino acids)
Source: RefSeq, a predicted model, not a curated record